AUGUGUUCGCUGGCCAGAGCAGCCUCGCGACCGCUCGCCCGGUGUCAGGUCCGAGCUACGCCGAGGUGGAUGCGGCAACUGAGCACCCAGACGAGCAGGCUUCCGACCGCGGCUGCGGGCGCGCGGCCCAGCGCGCAGCAUCGAGUGCAGCGCAUCGGACCAAUGUUGGCCGUCGGUGGCGUGCGCAGCAUCUUUAUUCAAACGGAAAAUACACCCAACCCGGACGCCCUCAAGUUUCUCCCGAACCACCGCGUGGUGCCGCCCGAGGUCGGGGCGCCCUUCAUUGAAUACCUCAACCCCCGGGCUACCAUCUCGCCGCCGCACCCGUCGCCCCUCGCCGCCAAGCUCAUGAACAUCGACGGUGUCAUGUCCGUCUUCUACGGCGCCGACUUCAUCACAAUCACCAAGGCUGGGGACGCCAACUGGGCGCACAUCCGGCCUGAGAUCUUUGCGCUCGUCACCGAAGCCAUCACGUCGGGCGAGACGAUUGUCAACGUGGCGGAACGCAAGGAUGGGAGCGAGGCGGUCGAGGAGGACAGCCUGGCAUACAACGAGGACGACGAUGAGGUGGUUGGCAUGAUCAAGGAGUUGCUGGAGACGAGGAUCCGGCCGGCCAUCCAGGAGGACGGCGGCGACAUUGAGUUUCGAGGCUUCGAGGAUGGCUACGUGAAGCUGAAGCUACGCGGGGCCUGCCGAACUUGCGACUCGAGCACCGUCACGUUGAAGAACGGCAUCGAAGGCAUGCUGAUGCAUUACAUCGAGGAAGUCAAGGGCGUUCACCAGAUAUUGGAUCAAGAGGAGGAGAUUGCGAUGCAGGAGUUUGCCAAAUUCGAGGAGAAGCUGAAGCAGCAGAAAACAAACCAGCCAACAGCUUCUGGUUAG
Molecule: messenger RNA, 882 nt
Organism: Hirsutella rhossiliensis
Lineage: Eukaryota; Fungi; Ascomycota; Sordariomycetes; Hypocreales; Ophiocordycipitaceae
Product: nifU-like domain-containing protein
Exons: 2
Coding region: 1-882 (293 amino acids)
Biological process (GO): iron-sulfur cluster assembly
Cellular component (GO): mitochondrion
Molecular function (GO): iron-sulfur cluster binding; iron ion binding
Source: RefSeq, a predicted model, not a curated record